CUGAGUAAAUACAUUCUAGUAUUGAGUUUCUUUUGAGGAACUGCUGUAGAUGAAAAUGGGAAUGAAGCGGCAGCUUCAGUGUUUCUUUCUUUUGGGAACAGCAUUGAUCACUUUCUUCAUAAUUUGCUGGGAUGCAGGAAGAGAUAUUACUUUUUACCUGCAAAUGGCUUCACAAACUGAUGCCGCACAUCUCAAAAUGCGUCAAGAACAUCGUAGACGUCUUAUAAGAGAGCAUUGCUCAGCCAAUAGUAGCCUGAAUUUUACAGAGAAAUUAAUCACAUUUGACCAGAUUCCAAACAAAGCUCUGGACCAUCUCAUUGUGGAUGAUCAUCAUGGUGUUAUUUACUGUUUUGUACCAAAGGUAGCAUGUACCAACUGGAAACGAAUCAUGAUUGUGCUCAGCCAGAACCUGAAGGCACCUGAUGGAGCUCCAUAUCUGGAUCCUCUUGACAUACCAUCAAAGUUAGUCCAUAAUUCUACAGUGCAUAAGACGUUUAACAAGCUUUGGAGACGUUUUGGACGUUACUCACGUCCUUUGAUGCAUCACAAACUGAAGAAUUACACGAAAUUCCUUUUUGUACGGGAUCCUUUUGUACGACUUAUUUCUGCUUUCCGAGACAAGUUUGUUAAGCCAGAUGAGUAUUUCUACAAAAUGUAUGGCUCAACAAUGCUUCAGCGUUAUGCAAACAUUUCGAAGCCCCCUGACUCUGUUCAAGAAGCCUUCGCCGCAGGUAUCAGAUUGUCCUUUACUCACUUUAUUAAGUACCUGUUAGAUCCACAGACUGAAAAGGAGAAGCCUUUCAAUGAGCACUGGCAGCAGAUGUACAGACUCUGCCAUCCGUGCCAAAUUGAGUAUGACUUUGUUGGGAAACUGGAAACACUUGAUGAGGAUACAGAACAUUUGUUGAAGAUUCUUGGGCUUGAUAAUUAUAUUCACUUUCCCCCAGGGUAUGAGAAUAGGACAGCAGUAGACUGGGAGCGAGACUGGUUCGCUAACAUUUCAGUAGCUGAGAGGAGAAAACUGUACCAUGUUUAUGAAACAGAUUUUAGAUUAUUUGAAUAUGACAAACCUGAGACCCUUCUGCAUGAGUGAUUAAAUACUACCUACUUACUGUGUAAUUCUGUGUAUGUCUGCACUAUCAUUUAUGUUUGCACUAUGUUUGUACUUUCUUCUGCACUGGAAGCUCCUGUCGCCAAGUCAAAUUUCUUGUGUGUGUAAACACACUUGGUAAUAAAGCUCCU
This is a messenger RNA of Carassius gibelio (silver crucian carp), 1242 nucleotides long. RefSeq names its product carbohydrate sulfotransferase 12-like. Gene Ontology annotation, biological process: proteoglycan biosynthetic process; carbohydrate biosynthetic process. Gene Ontology annotation, cellular component: membrane. Lineage: Eukaryota; Metazoa; Chordata; Actinopteri; Cypriniformes; Cyprinidae. The transcript has a single exon. The record is from RefSeq and is a predicted model, not a curated record. Gene Ontology annotation, molecular function: sulfotransferase activity. The coding region runs from base 50 to 1093 and encodes 347 amino acids.